Messenger RNA from Pieris macdunnoughi, 1104 nucleotides. NCBI's taxonomy places the organism in Eukaryota, Metazoa, Arthropoda, Insecta, Lepidoptera, Pieridae. The record is from the annotation of a GenBank genome assembly.
AUGGUAAUGUACAUAUCAUGUCAUUAUAUGGGCUCAUAUAUUAUAUUGAAAAUUCCAGGUAUUUGUAAUGAUUGUAUGGUAUAUACCAAAUGCAAGGCGGCAUUUGAUCACGCGACCUUAAAGCGAGACAGAGAAACAAUGCAAAUGUUUUCCACAGCUUUUUGCGGCAUGGGAUAUGAAAAUGGCGAAAGGAUACAUAAGGUAUGCUGUUCCGUUUUUCCACCUCUUAAUACGAUGCCUUCGUUAGACAGCAGAAGCGGAAUAAGUAAAGAUCACCUUCUACCAGAAAUGUGUGGAAGUAUUUUGGGAAAUCGUAUCUUUGGAGGCAAAUACGCUAAACUCUACGAAUUCCCUUGGAUGGCCCUUAUCUCUUAUAAUAGAAGGUAUGGUCCGCAAUUCGAAUGUGCAGGGACGAUUAUUAACUCAAAAUACAUCUUGACUGCUGCUCACUGCGUGGUCAACAAAAAUAUUCGAGAUGUGAGGAUAGGAGAAUUCGAUGUCAGUACGGAUAUGGACUGCGAGUAUGAAGCUGGAGUAUACCCUAACUGUGAGAACCAUAUUCAGAACAUGCGCGUUGAAAUGGCAAUACCCCAUAGCGAAUAUCGCCGGAUGCCACCGACUAAUGACAUUGCUUUGCUGAGAAUGCAGGGCGAGAUCGACUUUAGUCAUUCUAACGUUGAACCAAUUUGUCUUCCAAUAACACCUGAACUUAAAAAUAAGGUUUUGGACUUUAAGACUGGUACCGUGGCUGGAUGGGGAGUGACUGAAACGGGCACACAGGCGACAAAACUGAUGAAAGUCGAUUUUCCUGUAAAAUCCAACUCAGAUUGCAAGAUGUACUUUAGAAAUUUGCUAAACCAAAGAUUUAAUGAAUCCAUGAAAACUAUGAAGAAUCAGUUUUGUGGAGGGGAAUUCGGGAAAGACUCGUGCAGUGGAGACUCUGGUGGUCCGUUUAUGAUUAAAGACUUCUAUAAAGACGUGAGCCGCUAUGUCCAAUAUGGAAUCGUGUCUCAUGGACCUAAGAGAUGCGGUUCUGAUACACCAGGCUUUUACACUGAUGUAACGAAAUAUAUAAAUUGGAUAUUGGACAAUAUUACAGAUUAG